Molecule: messenger RNA, 1737 nt
Organism: Symbiodinium sp. CCMP2456
Lineage: Eukaryota; Dinophyceae; Suessiales; Symbiodiniaceae
Source: the annotation of a GenBank genome assembly
AUGGCUGGCAUGCUGUCCUCCGUGCGCCGAUCAUCAUUCUUGUUACACUCCGGGACGGAACAAGAUCCGGAGAGCCCCUCCAGCGGAGGAGUUGGAGGAAUGCUCUCCAGGGUGCGAAGGGCAUCGAUAGCGCCGGUCGCGGUGCUGCAGGAGCAGUCCAGUCGGGUUGGAGGAAUGUUCUCGAACCUCCGUCGGGCAUCGUUUAUGUCACUCGGCGGGCUCCGAAAAGAUAGAGGAGUUGUCCUCCCUCCACUGGAGAGGCGGAAAUCGCGACGGAAGGUCACUGGAAAGAAAGCUUCCAUGAAAAGAGCACAGACACCUGUCCUGAUGGAGCCACACGUCGAGCAUACGAGCUUGUUGCUUCAGCAUGCAGUUUACAGAGGAGACGAUCCUUUCAAGAACUUAAACAGCGUGUGGCUGGGUGGCGGUGACAAAGGUGAGUUGAAGGAGGAUGAUUCGGAUGAAGAAGAUGAAAACUUGGAAGACAUGACGGACGAAAGGCGAGAGGAGCUCCAAGAAAAGGCUGCCAAAAAAGCAGCCAAGGAAAAGUUUCUAGAGGAUGAAGAAGCGCGGAUUCGGCAGCUGAGGAGCACCGCACUGGGUCAUUUGACCUGGCUGCGAGGCCACAACCUAGGUGCUGACCUGGUGCCCACUUGGAAGGUCUUGAAGAUCAAGUCGGAAGAGUUGCAGACAAAAAACAGGUUGAGAGGGCCUACACGGAUUGGAGGCGACCUUUGGUACAAGGCUUUUACUCCAAACAGCCAGAAGGACUGGUGCUGGAAAGGUAGUUUUGUGAACGAGGUUCGCUUCCUUGCUGAGAGUCAGAACAUGCCGCUGGCAUGGCUGAAUAUCAAGACUGCCCAAAGCCUUUUCCGGCAAGACCCUAGCUUUGAGCAGGCCGUAGCAUACCACGUAGUCGCGGUCUCCACGGAUCGCAGCCGUUACUUGUGGAGCCAUGCAUUCGUGCAGCUCCUCACUGUCCUCCAAGAGGAGCAAAAGUUUGAGUAUGGACGUGUGUGUCUUUCUCCGGAAGACAUGGCAAAGAGGUACCCGCAGGCACGGUUUCCGACUCCUGGAAAAUAUGAAGUGGUCAAAUCCAACGAGGCCGUCACGAUUCCCGUUCCUCCACUGCUCACGCGCAGCAUUGGGAAAUCCGCGAGAGGGGCUCCGCCUGAGCCGCCGCCUCUUCCAGAAAGACUCCCGUGCCCCGUCGCGUAUGAGAUAACAGAGCCUUGGAUGGGCAUCUUCGCCACGCAAGCCGAGAAGAAGAAUGUCAUGACCAACUUCCAAAGCAGGACCUCGACCUACAAAUCACUUGCACCUGGCAGAAGUGAAGAGUUUGAAGGCACCGAAGACGGAGAAGAAGCCAACGAGCAAGCUGAAGAAGAAGAACUUGAAAGCGACGAGGAGGUCGAGAAUUCCGACGAAGAGACCGGCCCAGCUGGCUUCAACAUGACCGGUUACGGAAGGGGAAAUGCUGAAGAGCAAGAGGAGGGAAGUGAAAGUUUCGAGGGCAGUGAAAACGAGGACCCUGGAGUCCCUGGAGAUGAGCAGGUGCAGGAUGAAGACGAAGGGUUUGAGGAAGCAUCGGCCUUUGAAGCAGAUGCUUCGCCUGCAGAUAUGGAACAAGACGUGGACCAGUUCGGUGAAGACGAGGAAAUACAGCCGUCACGCUCCAAGGUUUCUGCAGGCCACCCCGACUCUGGCGAAGCAUCACAAGAAGUGGCCGAUCCCUAA